AUGAGUUUUACAGAAAGCUUUCGGACCUCCUCCAAAAAGCUAGGCGCUCUGAUAUAGUAAUAAUGGCUGGUGACUUCAAUGCUCAAGUAGGUAGACUAAGUGAAAAUGAAAGACACCUAGGUGGAUGUUAUGGUGUCGCGGCUCAAAGAACAGACAAUGGUGACCGUCUGUUGCAAGUAUGCUCAGACAACCGCCUAUUCUUAGCAAACACUAACUUUAGGCAUAAGGAAAAGCAUCUGUUGACCUGGCGACCUCCAAAGUCGUCUCAACGUUGGACUCAACUAGAUCACAUCGCCAUCAGCCACCGAUGGAGGGGUUCGAUAGAGGACUGUCGCUCGUUCUGGGGCACAUGUUUGGAUUCAGAUCAUGCUCUAGUGCGAGAGCGUAUUUGUUUGAAGCUUACUGGGCGUAGGAAAGACACCGUAAGAAAGCCUCUUAGGGUUUUACUUAAUGAUAAUAAGGCGAAGAAUAUAUUUCAGGAACAACUAGAAAGACAGUUAGGCGACCAUUUAAGCGAUUCCCAUCCGGAAGCAGGAUGGAAUGAUAUCAAAAAGGCUGUGGAAACAGCAGUGAUAUCUGCUAGUAAUGUUGACCAUAAGGCUAGAAUGAAGCCGUGGAUCUCUGUAGCAUCCACCGAUCUGAUGGAUACCCGAAAACUCAUUCCACCUGGC
Molecule: messenger RNA, 671 nt
Organism: Schistosoma turkestanicum
Lineage: Eukaryota; Metazoa; Platyhelminthes; Trematoda; Strigeidida; Schistosomatidae
Source: the annotation of a GenBank genome assembly